CGAUAUUAUAAUUGACACACAAAUAUAAAAAGGGAAAAAUUCCAAUUACCUCUCACCUCAAACCACAAUUGUCUAGCCACAUGUCCAUCCCCACCAUCCAAUUACUCUUCAUAACCAAAUUUCUUGGCUUCCUUUCAUUUGCUGGCUAGGCCUACCCCCCCGCCCCCCCUUCCCCCCCAAAAAAAAUAAUAAUAAAAAGCUACCUUCAUCCUCUUUUGUUUGCCUCUUCCAGCCUGUUCUUUUCAUAUUUCUUUAUUAUCUUCUCUAAUGAUUUGCCACCAUUUUCAUUAUUAAAUUCCUCCCUUUCGUUUCUUUUUCUUUUUUGUCUCCUUCCUCUCAUCCUUCCUCCCUUCUCUAUUAUUUAUUUACCUCAAAUUUCUCCAUUUGCUUUCCACAUCUUCACCCCCAAAAAAUCAUAUCAUUCAUAAUUUUUCUUGUUGUAUUUUUUUCUGAAUUCUCACGUUUAGAUAUCAAAGAGAAAUCGAGAUCGAUAACUAUGGCGGAGGAACACGAAGUUGAGGCACCAGAAGGACGUAUGUUAUGUGCUAACAAUUGUGGUUUUUUUGGUAGUCCUACAACACAAAAUUUCUGCUCCAAAUGUUAUCAUGAAGUUUAUCUAAAAGCAAAUCAAAAUAAUAAAUCUAUCGAUACUAUCUUUCCUCCUCCACAGAUACCACUGAUGGAAUCUCCAUCGAUGGAGAUGGAGAUUCCAUCUGCUAGCUCAUCGAUGUCAGAGUCUGUGGACAAAAAGCGAGAGACUGUGGCAGCAGUUGUGGAUCAAUCGACACAUGUUCAAUUGAAUAGGUGUUCGGUUUGUAGAAAGAAGGUGGGAUUAGUCGGGUUCAAAUGUAGAUGUGGAACCACUUUUUGUGGGACCCAUAGGUACCCCGAGAUUCACGGAUGUUCGUUUGAUUUCAAAUCAAUGGGAAGAGAAGCAAUUGCAAAGGCCAAUCCGUUGGUUAAAGCUGAGAAAUUGGAAAAGAUUUGAUUCAAUCAUGCCCGUUGAUAUAGAUGAUGAUGACGUCAUGUGAAUUAUUUUUAUCAAUCAGGGAGGGCCCAAAAAUGAAAAAGGAAGAAGAAUAUUUGGGUUUUCCACUGUUGACAAAAAGAAAAUGUGAAUUAAUUAGUGUAUAUUUUCUUUUUUCUUUUUUCUUUUUUGGUUAUUUUGAUAUUUUCAUCUUUUGCUUUGAAAAUAAUUUAUGGUUUGGCUUUGUUUUGUAGAUUUAUACUUUACUAUCUUUGGAAUUUGGAUAUUCCCCAUUAAGGUAUUCACCAUGCAUUAUUGGUUAAAUAAAUAACAGAUAUGAAAUUUUAUAGUAA
Molecule: messenger RNA, 1320 nt
Organism: Capsicum annuum
Lineage: Eukaryota; Viridiplantae; Streptophyta; Magnoliopsida; Solanales; Solanaceae
Product: zinc finger A20 and AN1 domain-containing stress-associated protein 6
Exons: 1
Coding region: 497-988 (163 amino acids)
Molecular function (GO): zinc ion binding; DNA binding
Source: RefSeq, a predicted model, not a curated record